AUGGCGUACGCUCACGUACUCCCUGGCCAUAGCAGGUGGAACACAUUCAUCGGUCUUCAGCGCAACCAUGAGAACAGGUUUGUGUGGGACAGUGGUAGCACUUGUUCGUUCAGAAAUUGGAACGUAGGAGAGCCAAAUAAUGUUGAUGGGAAAGAACCUUAUGUUGAGCUUUAUAGCGAUGGUAGUCGCAGUAUCCAUGUUUGGAACGACUGUCCGCUUACAAAAGAAAACGCAUAUAUCUGUGAAAGAAAAAGGUGUCCUGAUUAA
Cooperia oncophora is the source of this 267-nucleotide messenger RNA. The record is from the annotation of a GenBank genome assembly. NCBI's taxonomy places the organism in Eukaryota, Metazoa, Nematoda, Chromadorea, Rhabditida, Trichostrongylidae.